GUUAUUUUUGUUUCCGUGAGUUUACAAGUAUGUCGAGAACACCAAUUUUCACAGAUGGGGAGCUUAUUAUACUUGUUUACGGAAUGAACAGGUAUUUCCCGAGGAGAAUCGGUGGUGUGCGCGGUAUUAGGCACGAGAGACGGGAUGAAAUAAUAUAUGAGAUGAUGCGCAGGAUGAGACGCGUUUCAGGUAUACAUAGGAGGCGACGACAGUGUCUGAGACGAUUCAGUGACCUGAGACGCAGAGAGCCAGAACGCUAUACGGCCAUGAGGUCGCUCAUUCGGAGAUACCUAUCAAGGCCAAGGGAGAGGAUACCUAGGUAUCUGCUGCCGGUAUCCCACAGCAGCCCAGUGAGCAACAGGUCAUCACCACCACUGCCACUGACUUUGCUCCAACCUCAGGGUGAUGAGGACUCCCAGACAUCCUCAGCUAUGAGUGAAAAUGAAGAUGAAAGUGAUGAAUCAUCCUCAUCAUCCGAGGAGGAGAUUUCCCCAGAAGCAUGUCCUACACUGGUGACGGCAGAGGAGGAAGAUGAGCCUGAAAAUGAAGAUGACAGUGAUGCAUAUGCUACAUCAGCCCUAAGUCCGGAGGAGAGACAAGAGGAGGAGGCGGAAAGUGAAUCUGAAACAGACAGUGGCACUGAAUAUGCAGCCACAGCAGAGGAUGAGGUGGAAAAAAAAGAAACGGUUGAAAUAGGGACACAAACAGAGCCCUCAGUUACACAAUUCAGGGACCUUCGUCAGGCACUGCGAAAUUUUGUAGAGGCUGCAAGAGUACUAGAGCAUUCACUUCAAAAUCUUUAAGAAAUUCAUUGUAUAUAUUUUUCUUUGUUUUACAACAAUCAUUUUAUGAAUAAUUAAAAAUUUAUAUUUAUAA
Messenger RNA from Bombina bombina (fire-bellied toad), 876 nucleotides. RefSeq lists its product as uncharacterized. The coding region runs from base 30 to 803 and encodes 257 amino acids. The transcript has 6 exons. The record is from RefSeq and is a predicted model, not a curated record. NCBI's taxonomy places the organism in Eukaryota, Metazoa, Chordata, Amphibia, Anura, Bombinatoridae.